CUUCAAAAACGCACCCUAUUCCUCAUUAUAUGCGUCACUUUUGUUCUUGAAUCUCUUCCUAUUCUAGAGCAGCUGAGAAAGAAUGUUCCAUUCUAAGAAGCCUACUAUGAAUGCACAUGACAGGCCUAUGUGUGUUCAGGGCGACUCUGGGCUUGUCCUCACAACAGACCCCAAACCCCGUCUCCGAUGGACCGUCGAGCUUCACGAGCGAUUUGUAGAUGCUGUCACUCAGCUUGGAGGCCCAGACAAGGCCACACCAAAGACCAUCAUGAGGGUUAUGGGCGUCAAGGGUCUUACACUCUAUCAUCUCAAGAGCCACCUUCAGAAAUUUAGACUUGGGAAGCAACCCCAUAAGGAAUUCAAUGAUCAUGCAGUUAAGGAUGGGGACAGAGCACUAGAGCUUCAGAGAAAUGCUGCUUCUUCAUCUGGGAUAAUGGGUCGAAGCAUGAAUGACAGGAACGUACGCCUAACGGAGGCACUCAGGAUGCAAAUGGAAGUAGAAAGAAGAUUGCAUGAACAACUAGAGGUGCAGAAGCAUCUGCAGUUAAGGAUUGAAGCCCAAGGGAAGUAUUUGCAGAACAUAUUAGAGAAAGCUUUCCAAACACUUGCUGGUGAUCAGAACAUGGCCACAGCAAGUUAUAAGACUGUGGGUAAUCAAGGAGGAGUACUCGAUGUGAGUGCCAUGAAAGAUUUCGGUUCACCUGUUAACACCUUUCCAUCUCUUCAAGACCUACACAUAUACGGUGGGGAGCAGCUUGAUCUGCAGUCACAGAUGGACAGAACAUCUCUCGAUGGUUUCAUGCCAGCAGCAGCCAACGACAAUAUUUGUUUAGGGAAGAAGAGGCCUAGCCCGUAUAGCAGUAGCAGCGGCAAGAACCCUUUAAUUUGGGCUGAUGACCUCCGACUACAGGAGCUGGGGGGAACGGCUGCUGCAUGUCUAGGCCCUCAAGAAGACGCUUUCAAGGGUGAUCAUCAGCUUCAAAUCUCUCCAUCGGCAAUUGACAACGGCCCAGAUAUGGAUUCCAUCUCAGAUGUUUAUGAAACCAAGCCGAUUGUCUCAGGGGACAGUAUGGGUGAGAAGAAAUUUGAGGCUUCGGCAAAGCUUGAGAGACCAUCUCCACGAAGAGCAACACUUCCAGUGGAAAGAAUAAACCCCAUGAUCAAGAGCAGUGCCUUAACCCAAGGAAGAAAUAUGCCUUAUGGGUGAAUUUUAGAUCCAUUAUUUAUGAGAUGUAAGUGAUCUGAACGAAGCUUUUAGUUUCACUUAUACCCAGAAAAAAAGAAAAAAAACAGACACAUAUUAGGAGGUUCUAUGGGGAUACUGUAUGAGAGAAUGCCAUGCAAUGCAUGGUGGAUCUCAAUUCAAAGUUUCAAAACUACCUUUAUUAUUAGUACAUUAUUGGAAUUUAAUUAUUAUAUGUAAGGUGACCUCUGGACAUUUUAUAUUCUGAAAUGCAUCUCAUUUCAUCUCA
Messenger RNA from Nelumbo nucifera (sacred lotus), 1472 nucleotides. RefSeq names its product Homeodomain-like superfamily protein (gene APL). The record is from RefSeq and is a predicted model, not a curated record. NCBI's taxonomy places the organism in Eukaryota, Viridiplantae, Streptophyta, Magnoliopsida, Proteales, Nelumbonaceae. Gene Ontology annotation, molecular function: DNA-binding transcription factor activity; DNA binding.